GCCCCAGGCUGUUUCUCCGUGUCGUCCUCACAGCAAGGACUGUAGUGCCGGCAUUGCGAGGCUGGAGGACGCCGCAAUCAGGUAGCCUCCUGGGCUCAAAUGCCGCCCUCUGUCCUCCCGAAGCCGCUAGCCGCGUAAAGUUAACGGAGUGGCAAGCCCCGCCGCCGCCCUUCGUUUCCAAGGGGCGCAGAAGCCAGUGUGUUUGUUUCGUGGGAGGUAGUGUGGAUUUGCCCCAAAGGGCGUUGCCCAACGCAGCGCGAAGUCAAGUCUGAGGGGUCCAUCGGAGGCUGGCGGCAGGUGUGGGAGUCUCCCGGUCGCCCCUUUCUGAUUGAGUUGGGAGCAGCUGCUGGAUAGACAGACUUGCGGAAUGGUGCCUCUGCCUUAUUAAGUCCUAUUGGAAGACUGCCACACCUAGACUAAUGUUUAUCGAUCAUCAUUCCCACGCAAGUCCUGUGUCAUUGAGCACAUCUGUAAGGAUGCCUUAAAAUAAGAACCAUGGAGAAGUAUGUUAAACAACAAAAGAUUGGAGAAGGUUCCUUUGGAAAAGCCAUUCUUGUUAAAUCUAAAGAAGAUGGAAGACAGUAUGUUAUCAAGGAAAUUAACAUCUCAAGAAUGUCCAGUAAAGAAAAAGAAGAAUCAAGGAGAGAAGUUGCAGUGUUGGCAAACAUGAAGCAUCCAAAUAUUGUCCAGUAUAGAGAAUCAUUUGAAGAAUCUGGGCCACAUGGCUUUUCUUUAUGCAAGCAGACAGCCACGUCUUUCUCUCUCCGAGCAGCAGAUAGAUGGAUUUUGGACUGGUUUGUACAGAUAUGUUUGGCCCUGAAACAUGUACAUGAUAGAAAAAUUCUUCAUAGAGAUAUAAAAUCACAGAACAUAUUUUUAACCAAAGAUGGGACAAUACAACUUGGUGAUUUUGGAAUUGCUAGAGUUCUUAAUAGUACUGUAGAGCUGGCUCGAACUUGCAUAGGGACCCCAUAUUACCUGUCACCUGAAAUCUGUGAAAAUAAACCUUACAAUAAUAAAAGUGACAUUUGGGCUCUUGGGUGUGUCCUGUAUGAGAUGUGCACACUUAAACAUGCAUUUGAAGCUGGCAAUAUGAAAAACCUGGUACUCAAGAUCAUAUCUGGAUCUUUUCCACCUGUGUCUUUGCAUUAUUCCUAUGAUCUCCGCAAUCUGCUCGCUCAGUUAUUUAAAAGAAAUCCUAGGGAUAGACCGUCUGUCAGCUCCAUAUUGGGCAAAGGCUUUAUAGCCAAACGUAUUGAAAAAUUUCUCUCACCUCAGUUUAUUGCAGAAGAAUUUUGCCAGAAAACGUUUCAAAAGCUUGGAGCACAGUCUAUACCAGUGAAAAGACCAGCUUCAGGACAAAGCUUGGCUUCUGUUGUGCCUGCUCAGAAAAUUACAAAGCCUGCUGCUAAAUAUGGAGUACCUUUGACAUCUAAGAAAUAUGGAGAUGCACCUAAAAAGUUACAUGAAAAGAAGCCACUUCAAAAACAUAAACAGGCCCAUCAAACUACAGUGAAGAAAGUGAAUCCUGGAGUAGAAAGGAGGAAAAUGUUUGAGGAAGCAGCAAGAAAGAGAAGGUUAGAACUUAUUGAAAAAGAAAAGAAACAAAAGGAACAGAUUAGUUUAAUGAAGGCUGAACAGAUGAAAAGGCAAGAAAAGGAAAGGUUGGAGAAAAUAAAUAGGGCCAGGGAACAAGGAUGGAGAAAUGUGCUAAGUGCUGGUGGAGGUGGUGAAGUAGAGGGAAUCCUGCAAAACCUGGCAGCUCUCUAUGGAGGCAGGCCCAGCUCUUCAAGAGGAGGAAAGCCAAGAAACAAAGAGGAAGAGGCUUAUCUGGCCAGGCUAAGGCAAAUAAGACUACAGAAUUUCAAUGAACGCCAACAGAUUAGAGCCAAACUUCGUGGUGAAAAGAAAGAAGAUGAAGGAGGGAGUGAAGAGGCUGACAUGAGACGCAAAAAGAUAGAAGCACUUAAGUCCCAAGCAAAUGCACGUGCAGCUGUACUGAAAGAACAACUUGAGCGGAAGAGAAAGGAAGCAUAUGAGAGAGAGAAGAAAGUGUGGGAAGAACAUUUGAUGGCCAAAGAAAUAAAGAACUCUGAUGUGUCUCCACCUUUGGUAGAUGAUGAGACAGGUGGUUCCCCAUCAAAGCAGCAGACACGAUCCAUUAUUUCUAUGACUUCCGCUUUGAAAGAAGUGGGUAUGGACAGCUUAACUGAUAUCCAGGCAACCUCAGAAGAAAUGCAAAAGACCAACAAUUCUAUUUCAAAUAAACGAGAAAUACUACGUAGAUUAAAUCAAAAUCUUAAAGCUCAAGAGGAUGAUGAAAAAGGGAAGCAGCACCGCUCAGACAUUUGUGUGAUGAGUACUCACGAAGAUGCCGAAGAGCACAAAGAAGGAACGCCUGUUUCGUCUGACCGGAGGAAGUGGGAAGCAGGUGGCCAACUUGUGAUUCCUCUGGACGAGUUAACGUUAGAUGCAUCUUUCUCUGCGACUGAAAAACACACAGUGGGAAAGGUUAUUAAAUUAGAUCCUUCUGGAUCUCCAAGAAAAGUCUGGGGGAAAAGUCCUACAGAUUCUGUUCUGAAGAUACUUGGAGAAGCUGAAUUACAACUUCAGACAGAACUGUUAGAAAACACAACUACUAGAAGUGAGAUUUCUCCUGAAGGGGAAAAGUACAAACCUGUAAUCAUUGGAGAAGAAGUAAAAUGCAUUUCAUGUGAAAUAAACCCCUCAGCUACUGUUGAUUAUCCUUAUGUUGAAAUGAAAAGUCCAAAGUUUAGCGAGGCAUCUCCACAGAUAACAUUGAAACCAGAAGGAAAUUUGGAUGAACCUGAUGAUUUGGAAACAGAAGUUCUACAAGAGCUAAAGGGAAUAAACAAAGAUAGUAGCUUGCCAGGUGCUAUCACUGAUGUGUGGGUUGAGAAGAAAGAAGCAAAGGAAACUGAGUUGGAAGACAGAAUCACCAUUCAGCCAAAUGAAAUUUCUGGAGAUGAAAAUCUGAGCAAUGUCAACCAAUUUAGUGAAAUUCAUACAGAGCCUGAAAUAGAUGAUUUGCUGCACUCUAAAAGUGAUAUAGAUAAAUCUAUGCAACCAGAACCAUUUUUCCAUAAAGUGGUUCAGUCUGAAGACUUGAAAAUAACCUCUCAAGUUCAAUUAAUUCAGUGUUCACCAGAAGAGCCCUUUCCAGUUCGAUCUCGCUCUGAUUCACCACCAAAACAUAAAAGCAAGAGUUCUUUGCUGAUUGGUCUUUCAACUGGUUUAUUUGAUGCAAACAACCCAAAGAUGCUGAGGACAUGCUCACUUCCAGAUCUCUCAAAGCUGUUUGGAACACUUAUGGACGUUCCCAUUGUCGGAGAUGUGCAAGAAGACAAUCUUGAACUAGAGGAAAUUGAAGAUGAACAUACUAAAGGAGGACCUUCUGAUUCCGAGGACAUCGUGUUUGAAGAAACUGACACAGAUUUACAAGAGUUGCAGGCCUCCAUGGAGCAGCUGCUUAGAGAGCAGCCUGGGGAAGAGGACAGUGAAGAGGAGGAAUCAGUCCUCAAGACCAGUGAUGUGGAGCAGAGUGCAGAUGGCGCCGAGCUGGCGGACGAGGACGACAACCCCAGCAGUGAAAGUGCCCUGAAUGAGGAAUGGCACUCAGAUGACAGUGACGGUGAGAUUUCCGGUAGAUGUGAGUGUGACAGUGUCUUUAACCACUUAGAGGAGCUGAGGCUUCAUCUGGAGCAGGAAAUAGGUUUUGAAAAAUUCUUUGAGGUUUAUGAGAAAGUAAAGGCUAUUCAUGAAGAUGAAGAUGAAAAUAUUGAAGCUUGUUCGACAGUAGUUCAGAAUAUUUUGGGGAAUGAACAUCAGCAUCUAUACGCCAAAAUUCUUCAUUUAGUCAUGGCAGAUGGAGCAUAUCAAGAAGGUUGGUGUGCUUCUUCCAUGUGGGCUUUGUUGCUUCUGAACUAAGUGGCUGCUUGUUUAUCUUCAAGCCUUUAAGACACCAUGGUAUCUCUUUUGAUGGCCAGCCACCAUCAACUUUCUUCACCACAUUUGCUUAUGCAUCCACUUUGUCUUCAGUGAU
Messenger RNA from Echinops telfairi (small Madagascar hedgehog), 4063 nucleotides. It is a transcript of the gene NEK1, whose product is annotated as NIMA related kinase 1. Lineage: Eukaryota; Metazoa; Chordata; Mammalia; Afrosoricida; Tenrecidae. The transcript is spliced from 32 exons. Bases 496 to 3948 code for a protein of 1150 amino acids. The record is from RefSeq and is a predicted model, not a curated record. Gene Ontology annotation, molecular function: protein kinase activity; ATP binding. Gene Ontology annotation, biological process: protein phosphorylation.